CGGUAUCUCACCUCAGCUCACAGCCAACGGUAACUAUCGCGCCCUGCUUCUCACGUCCCCCACCUUUCCCCGUCCCCUGUUGUUACAUUGGCUCCCAGUUCGGAUUGGCCUCAAGCGCUGAGCUUCGGCGCAAGGAUUGGUGAUUGGGAACUGGGUGCGUGCCGCUGCUACGUUUGCUGGAACCUCGUGUUUUGCUGGGCCAGCCAGUCGACCACACGAGCGUGCAAGCGGCAGCGUUGCAUCCGAUUUGCACCCUGCGCUGCACCGUUCCGUCGAGGGUACUCUGCCAUCAGCCAAUCUUGCCAUCCCAGCACCCGGCGGACGGUUACUUAGCUGCCUGCAACCCUCUUGUUACUCGCUUCGCGCUUUAGCCGUGCGGAAUCCGAGCGGACACUGCAUUUCGGUACCUGUGUUAAAUCUGCCGCGUCCGUCGCCUCUCGGCGAUUUCUCCCUGCGCUCUCCCCCACGCGUUUCCUCGACACCAAUCUCGGUCGCCGGAUUGCCCUCUCCGUCCACAGCGGGACAGACCAUCCAGCAGCCACUGUCGGCAUCGUAACGACCAGCAAAAAUGGCGGACGCCAAGCAAGCCCCCGAGACGGCGACGGCGGCGCCCGAGCUGAGGAGCGACCCCGGCGAGCCGAUCCAGCGCCCGCCAGGAUGGAUGUACAAGGGUUUCAAGGUCGGCAAGAAGGAGCUGUGGUAUGCGUCGCCGAUUGUGCAGCUCCUCCUCGUCGCCAUGGUUUGCUUCCUCUGUCCCGGCAUGUUUAACGCCCUCGGCGGCUUGGGCGGCGGUGGACAGGUGGACAAGACGGCUCAGGACGACGCCAGCACCGCCCUGUACUCUACCUUCGCUGUUGUCGGCUUCUUCUCCGGCACCAUCGCCAACAUGCUCGGCGUGAAGGCAACCCUCGCAUUCGGUGGUCUCGGCUACUGCAUCUACGCCGCCAGCUUUCUGUCAUACAACCACAACCAGAACCGCGGCUUUGUCGUCUUCGCCGGCGCGUUCCUCGGUAUCACUGCCGGCCUGUUGUGGACGGCGCAAGGGACCAUCAUGGUCAGCUACCCCCCGGAGAGCAAGAAGGGCCGCUACAUCUCCUACUUCUGGAUCAUUUUCAACCUCGGCGCCGUCAUCGGCGCCCUGGUGCCUCUCGGCCAGAACGUCAACGCCACCGGCAACACCAACGUGACGGACGGCACGUACAUCGGCUUCAUCGUCCUGAUGAUCUGCGGCGCGCUCCUCGCGCUCGCCCUGUGCAAUGCCGACAAGGUCCGCCGCGAGGACGGCAGCAAGGUCAUCCUGAUGAAGAACCCGAGCUGGCUCACCGAGAUCAAGGGCCUGUUCGAGACCAUCACGACGGCGCCGUGGGUUAUCCUGCUGUUCCCCAUGUUCUUCGUCUCCAACAUCUUCUACACGUACCAGCAGAACGACAUGAACGGCGCCCACUUCAACACGCGCACCCGCGCGCUCAACAACUUGCUGUACUGGACGAGCCAGAUUUUCGGCGCCGUCUUGUUCGGCUUUUCCUUGGACACCGCCAGUGUCCGCCGCUCCAUCCGAGCCAAGGUCAGCUUUAUCGUGCUUUUCUCCAUCACCUUCGUCAUCUGGGGUGGUGGGUAUGCCUGGCAGAAGAAGCAGACCCCGCGGGAGAUCGCCGACGACCCGAACUCCGGGGAUUACAAGGUCGAUUGGACCGAUGGCGGCGAGCUGUUCAUCGGUCCCAUGUUCCUGUACAUGUUCUACGGCUUCUUCGAUGCCGCGUGGCAGUCGUGCAUCUACUGGUACAUCGGCGCACUCAGCAACUCGGGCCGCAAGGCUGCGAACCUGACGGGCUUCUACAAGGGCAUCCAGUCGGCCGGCGCCGCGGUCUUCUGGCGCCUGGACGGUCUUGGCACGAGCUUUAACACCAUGUUUGGUGCCACCUGGGGCCUCGUGGCUGGCUCGCUCGUGAUUGCCGCGCCUGUCAUCUUCCUGCGCAUCAAGGACACGGUCCCGCUGGAGGAAGAUCUCAAGUUCAGCGACGAGACGGUGGAGGACGUGGCACCUGCGAAGGACGUCACCGUGCUGGGGAAGGAAAGCGCGGUUUGAGUGCACUGGACCGCGUCGAUCGUGAAGCGUGCUGAAGACGGCAGGCCUGGCGCUUGCUGGGAUAUCAGUUGGCGUUUGCGAUCUUUGAUGUCUUUUGCGAUGAGCUUCUGAUACCAAAGGAUACGUGUAUGUGGAACUAAUGCACGCCGCAUGCGUCUUCGCGGCUACUUCUCUUUUCUGAGCACCGCC
Messenger RNA from Thermothielavioides terrestris NRRL 8126, 2275 nucleotides. RefSeq lists its product as uncharacterized. Gene Ontology annotation, biological process: transmembrane transport. The coding region runs from base 569 to 2086 and encodes 505 amino acids. The transcript is spliced from 3 exons. Lineage: Eukaryota; Fungi; Ascomycota; Sordariomycetes; Sordariales; Chaetomiaceae. Gene Ontology annotation, molecular function: transmembrane transporter activity. The record is from RefSeq and is a predicted model, not a curated record.